UCUCAAAGGAGAAGUAUAUAUAUAUAUAUAAAUCUAUAGAGAGAGAGAGAGAGAAGGAGAGAGAGGAUGGGAAGAGGAAGAGUGCAGCUGAAGAGGAUAGAGAACAAGAUCAAUAGGCAGGUGACGUUCUCAAAGAGAAGGAAUGGAUUGCUGAAGAAGGCGAACGAAAUCUCAGUACUUUGUGAUGCGGAGGUGGCGCUCAUCGUCUUCUCCACCAAAGGAAAGUUGUAUCAGUAUGCCACUGACUCUUGCAUGGAGAAAAUCCUGGAACGUUAUGAACGAUAUUCAUAUGCAGAAAGGGCUCUCACCAUGACAGAACCUGAAAAUCAGGGCGAUUGGUGCCUUGAAUAUGGUAAGAUGAAAGCUAAGAUAGAGGCCUUGCAGAAAAGCCAAAGGCAUCUUAUGGGAGAACAAUUAGACACUUUGAAUCUGAAAGAAUUACAACAUCUAGAACAACAACUUGAGAAUUCCUUGAAGCAUAUUAGAUCCCGAAAAACACAGGUUCUCUUGAAUUCAAUUUCCGAUCUUGAGAAGAAGGAGAAGGAAUUGCAAGACCAAAACAGACUUCUUGAGAAGGAGAUCACCGAGAAGGAGAGAGCAAUGGCUAUUGCUCAGCAAGCACAAUGGGAACAGCCAAGCCAAACUCAGACAACCUCCUCCUCCUCACCUUCUUUCCUCAUUAUAGACCCUCUUCCCACUGUUAACAUUGGAGAUUAUCAAGGGAGAGGAAGCGAAGACGAGGAUGGAGCGCAGAAUCGGAUCGGCAGUAGCUUGUUGCCGUGGAUGCUUCGACCUUGAACAAUUAUCUGUCAUGAAGAAGAUAAACUAGAGGAAGGUUUGAUGGCAAUGGAGACAAACCAAAAAAGAACAACUUUUGAUGUUAUUGAUGCAUAUAAUGUAACCGCCAUGAAUGGCUCUCAUUUGUCUGCCUUAACUUGAUGACAAUGGUGGAAGUAGAAAAGAUGUGUGCAUUUAACUUGUGUGAACUAAGUUAAUUAUCCUCUUAAUAUUCUGUUUACUCUGUUAUUUUUUCUUUA
Messenger RNA from Dioscorea cayenensis subsp. rotundata (Guinea yam), 1037 nucleotides. RefSeq names its product truncated transcription factor CAULIFLOWER A. Gene Ontology annotation, molecular function: RNA polymerase II cis-regulatory region sequence-specific DNA binding; DNA-binding transcription factor activity, RNA polymerase II-specific; protein dimerization activity. The coding region runs from base 67 to 798 and encodes 243 amino acids. The record is from RefSeq and is a predicted model, not a curated record. Gene Ontology annotation, biological process: positive regulation of transcription by RNA polymerase II. Gene Ontology annotation, cellular component: nucleus. The transcript has 9 exons. Lineage: Eukaryota; Viridiplantae; Streptophyta; Magnoliopsida; Dioscoreales; Dioscoreaceae.